This is a messenger RNA of Salvelinus fontinalis (brook trout), 12580 nucleotides long. Its product is annotated as pro-neuregulin-2, membrane-bound isoform-like. Gene Ontology annotation, biological process: animal organ development; intracellular signal transduction; nervous system development. Bases 2973 to 4685 code for a protein of 570 amino acids. The transcript has 11 exons. Gene Ontology annotation, molecular function: signaling receptor binding. NCBI's taxonomy places the organism in Eukaryota, Metazoa, Chordata, Actinopteri, Salmoniformes, Salmonidae. The record is from RefSeq and is a predicted model, not a curated record.
CCCCAUCCUGGGAGCAAGCAGUAAGAGGCAUUGCUUCCCUUGUAACCCCCCUCUCCAAGCUGGGGUUCAAGAUCAAUCUGAAAAAAAAGCUGUUUAACACAGAGAAUAGAAUAUAUAGGCAUAAUGCUGGAUUGUCUCUCAUCAUUCAACACUCUUAGAUUAACUAAUUGGGUCGUUUCGACAGUGCCUCUCCCUUUCCACAGAGGGCGCUCGGUCACCAUUUCAGUAGUACCUCUUUCCCCACUGAGGAUGAGAAAAUUCCAGUACUGGGUGUCUGCCCAACGUAUGUCUACACGGCAUCACCACAAUUGUCAGAUAAAGGUAUCCUCUGCAUGUCUCUUGGCUCUUCGUCACUGGAAGAGCCCCUCAAUCUUUGUUUCUGGCACCCCUAGGGGUAGUGGCACGAGGAAGGUGGUGAUGACAGACAUGCCACUCACGGGCUGGGGCACCGUUCACGAGGGGAAUGCAAUAAACUCUGCAUUGCUCACAUAAAAUUACCUCAAAUUUCUGGCAGUGUUUCUUUCACCGAAACACUUUCUACCCUCCCUUUGGAAUUGUCACGACUUGAUCAGAACAGACAAUACGACUGUGGUGGCUUACAUCAACCACGAGGGUGGCACUUGCUCCCUGUGCUUACAGACUAUCCAUCAGGAUUAUUCAGUGGAGCAGGGCACACAUACUGUCCCUACUCGCAACGCAUGUCCCGGGAGUACUAAACGUAGGAUCAGACUUAUUAUCCAGGGAGAAUCCCCUUUAAAAGGAAUGGAGACUCCAUCCCCAAAAGUGGUGAAACAGAUCUGGAGGAAAUACAGUCAAGCAUCCGUAGAUCUCUUCAUCCCAAGAAAAUGCGCACUACCCAUUGUUCUUCGUGCUAGCUUUACUCCCCACUUUAGCCAGAGUGAGGGAAGAAGGCUCAUCCCUCAUCUUGGUAACCCCUCGAUGGCCAAGCAAGCUCCGGAUAACAGAGAUCCUUUUUCUGCUGUAUGACUAGCCCUGGCAUCUCCUGUGACCCAAGCGAACAGAGAGAUUUUCCACCCUCACUUAGGAACCAUGGCCCUCUGGGCCUGUCCCAUGAAAGGUUCAAUCUGGAUGUGACAGGCCUACCGCUCGGAGUCAUUGAGACUGAGCACCAGGGCUCCUUCUUCACAUUCACGAUAUGGAAACAAGUGGUGUGACCAAAAACAGAUAAUUCCUUACCAAUGUUCUGUGUCAGAGGUGUUCUACAGGACCUUAUUGACUGAGGGAAGGCUUUCCCACUGUUAAAGACAUGCUUCGGUUCUCUGGCGACUCAGAAAGCAUUUUUUUGAGCCUCCCGCUUUGGGCUGAAUGUUUCAAUGUGUAGUUCAGACAUACAUAAUCUAUGAGAAGAAUUACAGUCCCCUAGCAAAUCGAGUUCUAGCCAAUGAGCUUCAGCCGUUCGCAAUUGAGUGACAGCUAGCCUACCCAGCAUUAUCCUAUGAGGUUGCAGGGAGGUCCCAAAGGCUCAAUGGACACAGCAGUGAGAGAGCGAGAGCAAUGGCAUCGUGCACAUAUCUGCAUAUACUGUAUGUGACGCACUAUGCAAUUUUCAAGGACCACUUUUGGCUUGUGAGUGCGAUAACAGAUCUACUGACUAAAAAGUAUACAGAAGUACCGGAGAAUCUCUUUAAGGUCUAUCUAAUCACUAUCUUGGCCUGUCAUAUAUUCUUCGACAAUAACAGUGGGAAAAUACGUUUCAUGAAGGGGGAACGUCGCGUACGUCCAGUUCCGAAGCCUUUAGUAACAUCUUGGCUCUCUCUAAUUCUCUCCUUCUCUCUUUCUUUCUCUCUCUCUCGGAGGACCUGAGCCCUAGGACCAUACGUCAGGACUACCGGGCAUGAUGACUCCUUGCUGUCCCCAGUCCACCUGGCCUUGCUGCUGUCCCAGUUUCAACUGUUCUGCCUGCGGUUAUGGAACCCCUACCUGUCCCAGACCUGCUGUUUUCAACUCUUAAUUAUCGGCUAUGAAAAGCCAACUGACAUUUAUUCCUGAUUAUUAUUUGACCAUGCUUGUCAUUUAUGAACAUUUUGAACAUCUUGGCCAUGUUCUGUUAUAAUCUCCACCCGGCACAGCCAGAAGAGGACUGGCCACCCCUCAUAGCCUGGUUCCUCUCUAGGUUUCUUCCUAGGUUUUGGCCUUUCUAGGGAGUUUUUCCUAGCCACCGUGCUUCUACACCUGCAUUGCUUGCUGUUUGAGGUUUUAGGCUGGGUUUCUGUACAGCACUUCGAGAUAUUAGCUGAUGUACGAAGGGCUAUAUAAAAUAAACUUGAUUGAUUGAUUUAGUCCCAUCAUGGGAUUAGUGGGCUUGAGGCUAUUUCACAGGAGCCUUUUGAGCCACUGGAAAUCAUGGAUGAAAUAUCUCUCCUUUUAAAUCGCUUUACUACAAAACGAGUGAAUGAGCUACAUGCACUGUCAGUUCACCAUUGGUGCCUGUAUGCUGCGAUACGGGAGUUGGCUAUAUACUUCAUGUGAGAUGAAUAAUUGAAUAACUGAAAGAGAACUUAAUCCCGGUUCUCAUGAGUGAGAUAUCUCACUGCAUACCCUUACUCGCAAGAGUGUGCGGAAGUUCGGCAUGCUCGAGAAUGAACAGAGGGCGGGCGAGUGGCUCUUUUUAAUGAGGGGAGGGGCUCACCUCAUUCGUCACUCGACCUGUCUGUCUCCGACAGGCGUGUGUGAGUGGUUCUUCAAGCUUCUGAGAUCAGAAAAACGUUUAUUUUUCAGGCUAUUGGAUUUAAUUACAUCGCUAUAUCAGCAGUAAUUUAUACUGUAUGAUUGCUGUGCAGUGUUGCUGGAUGUGUAAAACAGACUGCAUGUGUGUGUGUGUGUGAUUGUGAGAGAGAGACAGAGCUCGCUCCUCAGGUUGGUGAUGACGAUGCGCCGGCAGAGAGACGCAACCACAGACAUGCUAGGGCUUGCUAACAACACGGCAGGCUAUUGCCCCAAAGUUAAAGCGAAUGAGGAACCCACUGAUGGUGGACGAGGGAAGCAGGCUCAUGGUCAAAUGUGAGGCUACAGGGAACCCCAGCCCUACCUACAAAUGGUUCAAAGAUGGCAGUGAGCUCAAGAAAAGCAGAGAGGUCAAAAUAAAGUCCAGCCAGAAGAACUCCAGGGUCCAGAUCAGCAGAGCCAAGCUGGAGGAUUCUGGGAAUUACACGUGUGUGGCAGAGAACCUUCUGGGGAACUCUAACUCCACCAGCACUGUUCAUGUCCAAAGCAUAACCACCACACUAUCGCCAGGCUCGGGCCACGCCAGAAGAUGCAACGACACCGAGAAGGAUUACUGCGUGAACGGCGGCGACUGUUACUUUAUACAUGGUAUCAAUCAGCUCUCCUGCAAGUGUCCGAAUGACUUUACUGGCGACCGCUGUCAAAACUACGUUAUGGCCAGUUUCUACCAGCAUCUUGGGAUUGAAUUUAUGGAGGCGGAGGAGCUCUAUCAGAAAAGAGUCCUGACAAUCACGGGUAUCUGCGUGGCUCUGUUGGUGGUGGGAAUCGUGUGUGUAGUGGCCUACUGCAAAACCAAGAAACAGAGGAAGAAGAUGCACAAUCACCUGCGGCAGAACAUGUGUGCAGAUCACCCCAACCGGAACCUAGCGAACGGACCCAAUCACCCAGGACCUGGCCCUGAGGAGAUACCCAUGGUAGAUUACAUCUCAAAGAAUGUGCCUGCAACGGAGCGUGUCAUACGGCAUGGAACAGUGGCCUCCUUCCCCGGCAGCCACGCGUCAUCCAGAUCUCACAACUCCUAUACCCAUGCCCGUUCAUCCACUCACAGACACGAGGAGCGGACGUGGAGCCUGGAACGGACUGACAGUGUCCUCUCGGACUCGCCGGGCAUGAUGUCGUCCUCCGUGGGGACCAGUAAAUGCAACAGUCCUGCGUGCAUGGAGGCCCGGGCCAGGCGUGCCGCACACUGUGGCUUUACUGUGCCCCACCGGCCGGGAUUGCAGUACGGGGACUCGUUCGACUCGCUGGGGGACUCUCCGCACAGCGACAGGUAUGUGUCGGCCCUGACGACGCCGGCCCGCCUCUCUCCAGUGGACUUCCAUUACUCGCUGCCCCCGCAGGUGCCUAUCUUCCAGAUCACCUCCCCCAACACCAGCCAGGCCAUGUCCCUGCCGCCAGCCGCCCACACCCCCUACCCCCUGGAGGACGACCAGCCUCUGCUGCGGCGCUACCAGGUGCCCCUGCACGACAUCCAGCGCCAGGAGCCCUACCGGCAGCAGCGCCGCACCUACCUGAACGACAGCACGGGCAGCCUGCCCUCCAGCCCCUACCGGCUGGCUGAGGAAGAAGACUACGAGACCACGCAGGAGUACCUGUCCUCCCGAGAGCAACCAAAGAGAAGUGGGCCUGGCAGUGGUGGUGGUGGGGGUCGGCGCUUGCGGAGGUCCAGGCUGAACGGCCACGUAGCGCCGCGAGGAUACGAGGCAUCACGGGACUACGGCUCUCGCAGCUGCCUGACGGACAGCGAGUCGGAGGAGGAAGAGGGCGAGAGCACGCCCUUCCUCAGUAUGCAGAAUAUGAACGCAGAGCCCUCCACCAUCUACAGGCCAGCCGACAGUCGGACUUCUCAGUCGCACUCUACGGGGCGGCACGGUGCACGCGGGAACGUACAGACCAGACAGACGCACUCGCGGUCCAAACCGGACAAUGCACCCCACUAAAGAAAGAAGUCGACCUACCAACAAAAAAUCUAUAUACUAUAAACCUGCACCUAUAAGAAAUAUUUUUAUUUUAUAUAACUGACAGAUAUUCUAAACAAAUGAAAUAUUUAUUUUCAUUUUAGCAAAAGUUGUCUACUAGUUAACAGCAAAGACUUUUUUAUAGGGAAAACUCUAUUUAUAUGUACAUUUUGAUUUACAGCAUAAAAACACGUGCCAAUUUUUUCACUACUUAAAAAAUAGAGUAAUAUUGUGGUGCCUUUUGCUGUAUGCCGAUGCCAGAGGGCCAGUGGAGGUUUUUGCUGUGUGCCGAUGCCAGAGGGCCAGUGGAGGUUUUUGCUGUGUGCCGAUGCCAGAGGGCCAGUGGAGGUUUUUGCUGUGUGCCGAUGCCAGAGGGCCAGUGGAGGUUUUUGCUGUGUGCCGAUGCCAGAGGGCCAGUGGAGGUUUUUGCUGUGUGCCGAUGCCAGAGGGCCAGUGGAGGUUUUUGCUGUGUGCCGAUGCCAGAGGGCCAGUGGAGGUUUUUGCUGUGUGCCGAUGCCAGAGGGCCAGUGGAGGUUUUUGCUGUGUGCCGAUGCCAGAGGGCCAGUGGAGGUUUUUGCUGUGUGCCGAUGCCAGAGGGCCAGUGGAGGUUUUUGCUGUGUGCCGAUGCCAGAGGGCCAGUGGAGGUUUUUGCUGUGUGCCGAUGCCAGAGGGCCAGUGGAGGUUUUUGCUGUGUGCCGAUGCCAGAGGGCCAGUGGAGGUUUUUGCUGUGUGCCGAUGCCAGAGGGCCAGUGGAGGUUUUUGCUGUGUGCCGAUGCCAGAGGGCCAGUGGAGGUUUUUGCUGUGUGCCGAUGCCAGAGGGCCAGUGGAGGUUUUUGCUGUGUGCCGAUGCCAGAGGGCCAGUGGAGGUUUUUGCUGUGUGCCGAUGCCAGAGGGCCAGUGGAGGUUUUUGCUGUGUGCCGAUGCCAGAGGGCCAGUGGAGGUUUUUGCUGUGUGCCGAUGCCAGAGGGCCAGUGGAGGUUUUUGCUGUGUGCCGAUGCCAGAGGGCCAGUGGAGGUUUUUGCUGUGUGCCGAUGCCAGAGGGCCAGUGGAGGUUUUUGCUGUGUGCCGAUGCCAGAGGGCCAGUGGAGGUUUUUGCUGUGUGCCGAUGCCAGAGGGCCAGUGGAGGUUUUUGCUGUGUGCCGAUGCCAGAGGGCCAGUGGAGGUUUUUGCUGUGUGCCGAUGCCAGAGGGCCAGUGGAGGUUUUUGCUGUGUGCCGAUGCCAGAGGGCCAGUGGAGGUUUUUGCUGUGUGCCGAUGCCAGAGGGCCAGUGGAGGUUUUUGCUGUGUGCCGAUGCCAGAGGGCCAGUGGAGGUUUUUGUAGCCUUUUCUUAUAUGGACAUCAUUUUUUUUCAUACACGUUUUCUCUUUUGGCUUUUAUUUUUCUUUCUUGGAGUCCAGACCCAUUUGAACUUUACUCCUCCCCUUCCACAUCAUGCAAUAUAAACCACUUAAUCAUAAGGUGUAUGUUUACAUUAAUAUAAUUUGCCUAUAGGGUUUAUCAUUUUUGACAUCCAAUGGAAAAUCUGAUAAAUGCAACGCAGGUCCUUUUUGCUCUCUGAGUGAAGGAGUGUGUGUGGGCGUGUGUGUGUUGUACCAACUCAUUGCUCUAUUGGGCACCAAAGCAAGCUGAAUCAGUCAAGGAAAGCUGCUGAUGCACAGUGAGGCCCAACCUGGGUUCCAUGGUUGUGCUGCUGUUGGGUAGAGAGUUCUGUUGGGUAGAGAGUUCUGCAUGUUGUUGCUUGAUGUGUGUUUACAGCUGCCUCACCUAACCUGCCCCACCCCACCCUGGCCAUCCUUGUCCCAACAGGGUAAGGUUUUACUUCAUGCCCCCCCCCCCUUGCCCUAACAGGGUAAAGUUUGUCUAAUGGCCCCCUCCUUGUCCCAACAGGGUAAGGCUUGUCUAAUGGCCCCUCCUUGUCCCAACAGGGUAAGGCUUGUCUAAUGGCCCCCUCCUUGUCCCAACAGGGUAUGGCUUGUCUAAUGGCCCCCUCCUUGUCCCAACAGGGUAUGGCUUGUCUAAUGGCCCCCUCCUUGUCCCAACAGGGUAUGGCUUGUCUAGUGGCCCCCUCCUUGUCCCAACAGGGUAAGGCUUGUCUAAUGGCCCCCUCCUUGUCCCAACAGGGUAAGGCUUGUCUAAUGGCCCCCUCCUUGUCCCAACAGGGUAAGGCUUGUCUAAUGCCCCCCUCCUUGUCCCAACAGGGUAAGGCUUGUCUAAUGCCCCCCUCCUUGUCCCAACAGGGUAUGGCUUGUCUAAUGGGCCCCUCCUUGUCCCAACAGGGUAUGGCUUGUCUAAUGGCCCCUCCUUGUCCCAACAGGGUAAGCCUCCAACAUCCUGGCCUAUCUGUGAUUAAGAAGAAGAAAUGCCACUUGUCAGUGUACAGUAGCAGUUAGUCUGCCAUCAGUGAUAGUGGCUCAAUACAAAGAGACUUUCUCCCAUGACCCCCAUGCCGCCUCCUCCUCUUCCUCACCUGUCCAUUGUGUCCCCGUGGCCAGAGUAAAGGGCCGCACAGCGUCUCAGGACUUCCACCCACCCCUCUGCCCCCCCUCCACCAUCAGACCUACCUAAGACUAAGGUCCCCCCAAGGACAUUAAGGUCACACCCAACUUGCUAUUCCUCUGAGCACUCCCAUCUAGAGAAAAGUAAAGCAGAGUGUUGAACAGAACAGAACACACUGCACCAAUACAAGAUAAAUAGCUGUGAAACUUUGGAGGGUCAUAAAAUGCCAAAAUAUGCAAACUUUCCAUUUUGCUCUGUUUGAUGACAUCAUUUUCGAAGAGGUGACUGUAGUGUGUUGUGUGAAACCUAUGUAAUGCCUGUAGUGUAGAAGAAGAAACAUGAUAUGAAUACAUAUUUACAUCAUUAUUAUAUUUCAUGCAGUUAUGCAGCCAUUGCUCAAAUUGUCAAUUUUCCUCAUUCACAGAUUCAUGUUCAUAGAUUUUUUUUGGGGGGGGGGGGUUCAUGAAUUAUCUCACUGUGUCGAGACCAAGCAGACAACACGCAAGUCUACAGGAAUGACUAACCACUUUAAAGGGUUUCAUACACUAACGUCGAGUGCUGCUCAGUUUUGUGGAUAAGGAUAGUGAUUUGUUGCCUGUUAUGAAGUAUGUCACUAAAAGUUAACAAAUUGUUUGUUCUAACUUCUGUCCUCCACUCCAAAAUAUUGCAGGAGCUUGUUUUGGCUAUGCAUUUGAAUUGUGGUGACAGAAAACAGUUGAUAAUCUUGCAGAACUGGUCAUAUACAUUUUGAAAUACAACCAAAAAACUCAAAUGACUGUACCAGGACAAAUCAUCAGGUUAAUCUAGAUGACAACCCAACUGACAAGUAGGAUUUGAAACCGAACGUGUAACUGCAGUAUGAUGAAGGCAGAGUGACAUAGACACAUAGACAAUGGUUUUCUGUCUCAUCUCCCCCUAUGGAUUUUCUCUCCUUCCGGUUUUUCAGUCUGGGUCUAAUUUUGUGUUUGAAAAAAUGCAAAAGUAGACAGUGCUUCCUUAGUUAGUUGAAAUGUGAUAUUACCCCCCAUUUUGCCCCUCUCCUCACUCGAUAGAAGUGCUGCCAGAUUCGUCCUGUUUUUAUUUUUCUUCCCCCCCCGCUUGAAAUGUUUGAACACCUCUCCUCUGCAUGUGCUUGUGGUCAAGGUUAGAUGCGUGCAUGGUAACAAAGCAGCAGACAUAUAUUUUUUUUGGUCAGCGAAAGUGUAUUUCAUUUCACAUUCAGCAAUAAAAAAAAAAACACCCCCCCCCCCCCCCCCAUGUCCAUUCUUGGAAUAUGCUAGAAAAAAUGUGAGAUUGUCAUAGAUUGUUAAAUAAAAUGGAGAAAAAAAAUAUCCACCUGUUCAUAUGAUAAAAUAAAUCUUUAUUCAUAUCAUUUUAACAUAAGCGGUCAUCCUCUGUGCAGGGCUUUGGUGUGUGUUUUGAGAUAUCCUUAGCCAUUGGGUUGAGGUAUGACUGGUUUUGGGGAACUUCCUGCUUGUGACACACUGUUUGUUUCCAGUAUCUGAAGUGUGUGUGUGUGUGCUGUGAUAUGUCUGUUGGACAGUAACACUGAGCGUGCCAUUUCUCCAAUAUCUUAAAAUAUGGGACCACAGAAACCAGGUGGAAACAUUGUUCGUUCUCUGUUACACAAAAGGUAAGAGUUAGGAAAAAAGGCUCCUUUGUACACACAAACUAAUGAAUAGUGUACUAGACUGUGUCUGCUAAGGACACUGUCUAUAGUUUAGGUAGACUGUUGGUACUGUCGAGUUUAUGAGUGUCAAAAUGUGUCUGAUGUACACACUGGAAACAUGAAACGUUUGACACUGUAGUACUCCAGCUGCUCACACGGUGGUUCAAUGUCAAAACAACAAUUCUUUCUGACUUCUCGCAAGACUUUUCCAAGACAUUCAUCUGGCUUUCAUCAUCGCUAACACAUUUAUUUCCCUUCGAUGACCCUGAUCAACUAUCAGUUAUGUGUCGCUAGUUAUCACCGGUAAAUCCUGACAUGCUAAAAUUAGAAACACGUGCUUUCCUAUUAUUUCACUUCUGUCAAACCAAUUUUAAAACAAGCCAGUGAGUGAUUUUUGGAAUACACCUCGAUACUGUGAGAGGACUUCUUGGAAUAUACCGCUGUAGAUUUGAUCCUAUUCCAAAUAGUGAUAUUAUUGGCGACUGUGUUUCCAACUCAUUUAAAGCUCAACACGCAUUGCAACAUGUUGAACUGGCUCACACACAAAUCCUUCAUUCAGGGCCCUUUUUCAAAGCGACGCUUGUAAGUCAGUGUCCCAGACUGCCAGCCUUUGCAGGGAGAGCGAAUGCUUGAGAAACCGCAUUUUGUUUUCUCAGAAACUGAUAUGCAUCUCUUUAAAGAUAUCUGUCAUGUCCACUUUAUAACAGGCUUAUGAAGGCUAAUGGAGGGUUCAAGAAAAGAGUAACCAAUUUUCACCACUAUAAAAAAAUAUAUAUUUUGCAAAAAAUGUACUUUCUGACUUUUCCCAUCCUUGGAAAUCAAUCUGAAUUGUGGCGAUCAAAAGCUAGAGAAGUGAUUGCUUCCUAGGGAAUAUUGUGAGAUAUUUCUCCAUGCUUCAUUCAACUGUUCAGAUCAAUUUGGCAUCUCUGUGCUCUCUGUUCCAGUACAUCUGCUUUGCACGUCUUUGCACGUCUUUGCAAGGUCAAAAGCCCUGUUAUAACAGCAUUACAGUAAAUAUUGACGGCCAGCGGUAGACUCUUUGUCCAUUCGCAUCAAUUGUCACGUCAGGGAGUACUCAGCCUUUUAUCUGAAGAAUAUGGAACUGAACGAACGUCUGUCUCGUCAGUCACGGAUAGAACGCCAUCUAUCUUGUAUUUCCAGUAUGCCUGGCCUUAGACAUGACUCACUCGCAGCACUUAUGGGGAAAAGAAGCCCUCUCUUGGUAAGGGAUUAUUAUUUGUUAGUCCAUUGGCAGGUGAAGGGUGGAUCUCUGGGAAAAGAAAUCGUACCUGCUGUAUUACCUCAUCCUAUUCCCAUCAACUUGGGUCAAGAAGCCUCGUUCACCAAUUUGAUAGAAGACAUGAUUAUCCAUGUUCACUAUCUUAUAUCCGAUAAAACGGACCAGACGGUGCAUGUCCAUUGACGCACAUGUUCUCUUAUAACCCCCCCCCCCCCCCCACACACACACACACAGUAAUAAACCUUAACUGCUUCCUAUCAUUAUUCGAUGCUUGUAAACCUCUGAUGGUAUUUCCUUGGCUAAUAGUUUGGUGUGGAACCCUUCCAAGUGCAUGCCGUGUCAAAGCAGGCCGUGUGAGGGAGGGCCUUCCUUCUCCAGCACCGUUAGAGCCCGGUGUGGCCGUGGAACCGGACCCUCCACUGAUUGCUCUGUAAUUGCAGGUCAGCUCCGCAUGGAUUCACUUUGUAACAACUGAAUGAGUAUAACAUGGAAGGAUAACAUAGUCAUUCAGUCAGUCUCCCCUCUGUCUCCCAAUGGAGUUGUGCAUAGUCUGACCUGUUACAGGUCGCAGUCUAGAGUCUGGUUUUACAUUUCCUCUUGAAAUGUGUAUUCAGGUAAUGUAUUCCAGCAAAACAAACCAAGGUCAAGAAUAAAUCCGAUUUUCCUUCCUAGUGUGCAUCAGGCAAGAUGAGCAGACUGCAGACAGUCUACGAAGGUAUAUGGAAGGUGAAAGGCUCUUGAGUCCUACACUAUCUCACACACUAACAAUACUAUCGUCUGCAAUGAAUGCCAAUGUUCCUUGCAUUGAAGACCACUAGAUGGUAAUAGGUCUUUCAAAUAUUGCUAAAUGUUUUUGUUUAAUUGGGAUUACAUUUGAAUGCAAUCAAUAAUCAGUGAACUUUUUGGUAUUUUUAUUAGGAUCCCCAAUAGCUGUUGUCAAAGCAGCAGCUACUCUUCCCGGGGUCCACGCAAAAUGUGAAACAUGACAAUACAGAACAUUUAAUAGAUGACAACGGCUCAAGGACCGAACGUAAUCAAUUUUUAAAAGGCAGACGUAGCCUACAGUACAUAUCAAUGCAUACACACAAACGAUCUAGGUCGAAUAGGGGAGAGGCAUUGUGUCGUGAGGUGUUGCUUUAUCUGUUUUCUUUAUGAAAGCAGGUUUGCUGUUCAUUUGAGCAAUAUGAGAUGGAAGUUCCAUGCAAUCAUGGGGGUAAUCAAGCACACGGACACGCACUUCAGAGAUCAGAAGAGUCUUCCAUGUCAGGUACCGUAAGCUAUCAACCAAGCAAAAAUAAAUACCUAUGAUACACUAAACCCGGGAAAGUGUAUUUAAACCAUUAUUGCAGUGUUUUGUCAAGAUAUAACACAGUACAUGCAGUAUGCUGGUACUACAAAAGCAAUAAGGUCCUCAACAACUCUGUCAUAUGACUUGCUUCUGUACUUGUACAUUGCCUCAUCACAACAGGGUAUGGAUAACAUUUUAAAAAUCCUUUAAUCUUGAGAAGGUAUGACACUUUGACCUUCCUCACAGUUCCCAACAAAACACACAGAUGUUAAACACCCCUGGAAGCUGACUUGAAUUCACCGUCACACACAAAGUGAAAGCACAUUUCAAGGGUUAACGUACAUCAACCCUUUCAGGUGCAUUGGAGAAGGGGAAAAAAUUGUUCAAAUCAAAAGAAUCCCCUCUACACUGUGCUUGCAAAGUAACACUAUUUAUUUAUUGUACUACGGUUUCUGCCUUUUGGCCUUUGGCAGAACAUCUGUGUUCUGAUCUGGGUUGACAAUUCAUGGUCAGUCCUUACACCUAUAGCUCCAUCUUUGAAAUUGAUAGUGGUUACAUUUUCAAAUGUACAUUUACAAAUCUCUCUGAGGUCGUUAGGUGUUGAGUUAAGGUUGCUACUGCUUCCAUGCCAAUGCUUGCCCUCAUGCUUCUCUCUCUCUAUUUCUCUCUUUCAGUCUCUUUCGCUCUCAAUUUCUCUUUUUUUGCCCUCUUUCUGUCUCCUCUCUCGCUCUCUUCUCUCUCUGAGGGUAAACCUUUAAGUUUAGGAUUGGCCUUAGUGAGAGGUGUGUAUAUAUGCUUUUUUUACAGUCUCACCACCAUUGAUGGACGGCAUUGGCAAUAUGGUUCGAGGGGGUGUGGUAUAUGGCCAAUAUACCACGGCUAAGGGCUGUUCUUAUGCACAACGCAAUGCGGACUGCCUGGAUACAGCCCGUAGUAGUGGUAUAUUGGCCAUAUACCACAAACCCCCAAGGUGCCUUAUUGCUGGUUACCAAUGUAAUUAGAGCAGUAAAAAAAAAAUUGGGUCAUACCUGUGGUAUACGGUCUGAUAUACCACGGCUUUCAGCCAAUCAGCAUUCAGGGCUCGAACCACCCAGUUAAUAAUAAACUAUAAACUAUCCAUAGGUAUAUUACUGUAUGUAUGUUUGAAUCUGAUACCUACAAAAAUAAAUAAUCUUUAAUUAAAA